AUGCCCCGGCGCCUCCUCCUCCUCCUCCUCCUCGCCCUCUCGCUCGUAGCGUCCGCGAGCGCCGUGCCCGCUGUCAUCCGCAUGGUGCCGGACGACCCCACCGCGGCCUCCUCUGGCGCGGUAGACGACGCGGACUCGCUCUUCUGCGACAGCUGGAGGCUGUCUGUGGAGACGGCCAACGCGGGGCCCUGGCUCGCCGUGCCCGCGCGCUGCGGGGAUUUCGUGCGGGACUACAUGGAGGGGCCUCGCUACGCGUCUGACUCCGCCGUCGCCGCCGCCGACGCCCUAGCCUUCGCCUCUGAUUCCCUGGCCGCCGCCGCCGAGUGGGGCGGCUCGGCGAGCGCGAGGCCGGCGUGGGUAUUCGACGUCGACGAGACGCUGCUCUCCAACGCGCCGUACUACGCGGUGAACGGAUGGGGAUCACUGGAAUUCAAUGAGACCUCAUUUGAUGAAUGGGCAGAUGCUGCAAAGGCACCAACAUUACCACCAAGCUUGAAUCUGUACAAUCAACUUCAGGGACUUGGUUUCCAUAUUAUCCUCUUGACUGGCCGGAUUGAAUUCCAACGUAAUGCCACAGAAUCGAAUCUUUUGUCUGCUGGCUACAACUCAUGGGAAAAACUCAUACUGAGGCAACCAUCUGAUAUUGGCAAGACCGCUGUGCAGUACAAAUCAGAGAGAAGAGCAGCAAUGGAAGCGGAAGGUUUCAAGAUACUUGGAAACUCAGGGGACCAGUGGAGUGAUUUGAUAGGAUCGCCAAUGGCAACGAGAUCCUUCAAGCUCCCAAACCCAAUGUACUUCAUCAGCUGA
Molecule: messenger RNA, 807 nt
Organism: Miscanthus lutarioriparius
Lineage: Eukaryota; Viridiplantae; Streptophyta; Magnoliopsida; Poales; Poaceae
Source: the annotation of a GenBank genome assembly